AAGGCAUCCUCGGGCCGACGCAUUUGCCAUGGUCACGUGGCUGGUGGUCGGCGGCUUGGACAAUGGCCUCCUGGUGCGAGAGGAGGCAGACCUGAAGAGCCGGGAGCUGGGGCGACUGGCGCAUGGGGCGCUUCUGCUGGAGGAGGAGCUAGUCGCUGAGCGGCUGCGGUUUCAGAAGCUGCGGGGGCACGGCCCCAAACGCGGCUACUGCUCGGUGCGGAUCAAGGGCAAGGAGCUGCUCUCCCGUUGCGCGCGGGUCCCGGCGCCGGAGACGCCACUGCCGUCGGCGGCCAUGGAGCCUUUGGCGGUGUUGCACGGCAUGGCACGCUGGUUCCCCUUCCGCCGCGUGGCCAACUUCCGGGACGUGGCCGACAGCCACCCGGGCGGUGGCCGCAUCCGCUGCGCCGGGGGCGUCCUGCGGCAGCGCCGGCUCUUCCGCGCAGGGCACCUGGCGGCCGCCACGGCGCAGGAUUUGGAGCUGCUCAAGUCGCUGAACGUCCGCAGCUACGUGGAUCUCCGCGAUGGUCUCGACUUCGAGGGCGCGGAUGCGCCGGUCUACGAUCACUUUCCUCCCCGUCCACGCGAUACCACAUCCAAGCUGCAGGAAGGACAGCGAAGGAGGAUUUGGUGCCCAUUCAGCAAAGACCUGAAAUUGCGGAGUUGGACGGCGGCGGAGAAAUCGGGACUGGUGCCCGAGUGGGAUAGAAGCGCCUGGGUCUCCUGGUGGUAUCAGCGCGUCACGCGAAUGACCAUGGAGAGAAAGGUGGAUCUGAACAUUCCCGCCACGCUGUGCGCGCUGAACCGCGCCAUUUUGUUCAUCAACUCAGACGAGGUACUGAAGGCCAUGCGUGCUUUGUCGGAGGAGCAGAAUUACCCGGUGCUCUUUGGCUGCGUGGCGGGCAAAGACCGCACCGGCUUGCUCGCCUGCCUUGUGCUCAGCGUCCUUGAGGUGGACAAGGACAUCAUCAUGGCCGACUACCUAAAGACAAACUUGGCAGCGGAGCACAUCAAUGCUUGCGCGCAGGUGGGCACAGCGCUGUGGUGGCGGCAGCUGGAACAAGAAGAUCCCAAGCGGUGGCAGAUGAUGCAGAGGAAUGGCCAGGUUCAGCGGCUCAAGUACGACGCCUCAUGGCCGGGACUAACAGGCUCCGAGGACGAGUUCGCGCAGGUCUUCCCCGCGGUGUUCCGUGACACCAUGGCCUACACCUUGCAGAUGCUCGAGGAGGAGGGGGGCGCCCUGGCGUACCUCAGCUCCAUUGGCUUCGGGCCCGAGGACCUGCAGAAGCUGCGGCGAUGCCUGGUGGAGCCGGCAUAGUUCGCCAUUGGACAACUUCAGUGGCUUCAGUUCAGAGGUCCUCUCCUCUUUGCACUGAGAUGAAGGCAACUCUGCGGCUUUCUGCCAAUGGCAAGGGGCCAGUUCUUUGGCGAGGAAGGCCAUGCGAUCAAUUGGUGAGCAACGAGGAAGAGUCUAGAUGCAUUGCUCACCGAGCCCAUUCUGUGAGGCAUAGCUAGU
This is a messenger RNA of Effrenium voratum, 1513 nucleotides long. The record is from the annotation of a GenBank genome assembly. NCBI's taxonomy places the organism in Eukaryota, Dinophyceae, Suessiales, Symbiodiniaceae.